Penicillium nucicola is the source of this 519-nucleotide messenger RNA. RefSeq lists its product as uncharacterized. Lineage: Eukaryota; Fungi; Ascomycota; Eurotiomycetes; Eurotiales; Aspergillaceae. The record is from RefSeq and is a predicted model, not a curated record. The coding region runs from base 1 to 519 and encodes 172 amino acids. The transcript is spliced from 2 exons.
AUGGAGGAAGUCCGCGGGAAGAAGCGCCCGGCCCAAUGUGAUCCCGAUGGCGCGCAACCGUUGACAAAGAGGUUCGGACGCUUGCGAAUAGAUAGUUUGCCAAUCUCCGCACGGGCAAAAGGGGAAGACGGAAAGGAAGAUAUGAUGCUGCUGGAUGACACUCGACAUACAACCUACAUACACAACUUGGACCAAGAACUGGAAGGUGAUUCUUCCGAUGGGCUUAUAUUCUCGCCCCUUGCUACAAAGUUGCUUUCAGUGCCUACAUCGGUUCUAUCUUCCCAACCAUCGGGAAAAGAGCUGGUUCUCUACACAGAACCGGCAUCCCUUACAGUACCCAAGGACCGAGAUAAUAUACGCAAAGCGAUUCUGGAAUCACGGGCACGAGCCAGAACCGAGAGUCAGGAUGCGACUCACGAACCGAGUCCGAGUGUGAAUCCAAGUCGGAACCCGAGAGAAGAGAGAGACGAACCAGACCGAAAUGAGAUAUGUGAUGCCAUGGAGAUUGACAACACUUAG